Messenger RNA from Pelagomonas calceolata, 549 nucleotides. NCBI's taxonomy places the organism in Eukaryota, Pelagophyceae, Pelagomonadales, Pelagomonadaceae. The record is from the annotation of a GenBank genome assembly.
AUGGCCGACGCCGCCCCUACCGCCGAAGACAUGGCCGCGGCCGCCGCCGCUCUUGGAGCGGUCGGCGCCGUGGGAACGAAGCGGCCCCGCUCGCCCCUCGACGACGAGGAGGAAGAGGAGGACGACGAGAGCGUCGAGGGGCCGUCCCUCUCCGAACUGGAGGCCGCGGCCGACAGUGCGAUGUACAGCGAGCAAACUAAAAUCUGCCAGGCCGUCAAGGUCGAAAGCGGGGCACCGGUCAUCUAUCCCUACCACCGCGUGAGACGUAUCAUGAAGGCGGAAGACCAGGUGCAGGCGCUACUUGAAAAACGGCAGCCGCUCGCAUUGGGGCGGGAAGCGCCUAGAGUGAUGGCGAAAGCUUGCGAGUUGUUUACGCGGUCGCUAUCGGCGAGAGCCUGGGCCGGCGCGCAUAGAAAAGGCCGGAAGUGUUUGAGGAGGCGCGACGUCGGGAACGCGAUCGUCCGGCACUCGGAGUUCGACUUCCUGAUCGACGUGCGGCCGACGGCCGAGGACGGGGCGCAGGACAUCGCCUAAGGAGGGGUUGUUUUC